Messenger RNA from Entamoeba dispar SAW760, 1068 nucleotides. RefSeq names its product NAD-dependent deacetylase sirtuin-3, mitochondrial precursor, putative. The record is from RefSeq and is a predicted model, not a curated record. NCBI's taxonomy places the organism in Eukaryota, Evosea, Mastigamoebida, Endamoebidae. Gene Ontology annotation, molecular function: NAD+ binding. Bases 1 to 1068 code for a protein of 355 amino acids. The transcript has a single exon.
AUGUCAAUUGAAGAGUGUCAGCACCUUCCAAAACAAAUUGAUGCAUUUAAAAUGAAAAAUUUUUCAUUUAAGUGUGGGUGUGGCCAAUUGACAGAGUGUGUUUGUGUAACAUGUAGAAAACAUAUGUGUGAAGAAUGUAGAGAUAAACAUGAACAUCCAGUAAGUUGUGGAACAAAAGGGGGAUAUUGUAAAGAAUGUAAGAAAGAAAUUUCAAAAGAAAAACUUCAAAAAUUGUAUGAUACUCUACCAUUGAUUUUACCAAAAAAUGCAAAAGGAUUAGGAUUAUUUAUGAAAUACAGAAAACCAUCAAAUGUUGUAAUUAUGGCAGGUGCAGGAAUUUCUACAAGUGCAGGAAUUCCUGACUUUAGAACUCCAGGAACAGGACUAUAUGAUAAUUUAGAAAAAUAUAAUUUACCAUUUCCACAAGCUGUUUUUGACAUUGAUUAUUUUAAGUCAAAUCCAAACCCAUUUUAUACACUUGCAUCUGAAUUAAUGCCAGGUCUUGGAAAAUAUUUUCCAACACCAACUCAUUAUUUUUUAAAUUAUUUAAAUAAAUUAGGAUAUAUUUCAAUGCUUUUUACUCAAAACAUUGAUGGACUUGAAAUUCAAUCAGGUUUUCCUAAAGAAAAAUUAGUUAUGGCACAUGGUAAUUAUUAUUCUGCUCAUUGUUUAAAUUGUAAAAAAUCAUUUGAACAAAAUUAUUUUAUUGACAAUGUACGAGAUGGAAAAGUAUGUUAUUGUGACUCUUGUAAAGGAGUAGUAAAACCAGAUAUAGUUUUCUUUGGAGAAGGAUUACCUCAAGAAUUCUUUAAUAAUUUUGAAAAAGUAGAAAAUUGUGAUUUAUUAAUUGUUUUGGGAACUUCAUUACUUGUUCAACCAUUUGCUUCUUUAAUUGAUCUACCAAAAAAGAAUACACCAAGAGUAUAUAUUAAUAUGAAAAAAUUUAACUCAUUUAAUAAAAUUAAUGAUCUUCAAAUUAUUGGAAAAUGUGAUGAAUCAAUAUUAGAAAUUGCUGAAUAUAUGGGAAUAGGUGAUGAUUUUAAGAAAUAUCUUGAAGAACAACAAUAA